CGGAGAUUCCAUCUCUCUCCAUUUUUCUUGGCAUUACGCCCAAUUCCCUACAAGCACCAACUUUAACGAAUGCCACUGUUAGACAAUCACCACCAACCCAACAUCAUGAACGCUCCUUUAUACACUCGCCCGGCAGGCGUGCAUGAGAUCCCAGCGGAUCAGCUUGAUCUACGCCCCGAUUCCGAGGUGGACCACGACCUCCUUCAUCCCGGACCGGUCACCAGUGAGAAGAAUAUCUGGUUUUUCUGGCACGCUGGGUACCAAACGAUGCACCCCUACACAAAACGCAACAUUCGCGGCUGGCACCGACGUUUCUCUCGUCAAGGUUGGACAGUCCGUGUCGUUGACCGUCAAUCCGACUCUCCUUUGAAUAUCGCCAAUUUCUUGGACACGAACGACCGGUCCAACUUCCCUCAGGCUUUCAUAGAUGGUUCUCUCUCCGGCGAGUACGCCCUGCAACACACAUCAGACCUUGUGCGAUUCCCGCUACUUCUGAAGUACGGCGGUGUCUACGCCGACGUGGGGUUUAUCCAGAUCGGAGACUUGGAUCGCAUGUGGACAACAAUGGUGGCAAACCCGGCGUCAUCAGUCGAGGUUCUGUCGUAUAACUCUGCUGGUGUCCAGCCGUUGAGCCUGACGAAUUACUUCCUCGUGUCUCGCCCCAAGAAUCCACUUUUUUACCGAUGUCAUGUAUUGUUGUUGAAGCUCUGGGAAGGCCGGAAUAGCACCGAAGGCAUGUCGAAGAGCCCUUUGCUCAAAGGCGUUCCACUCAUGAACCCCUCCGCGAGCUUCGAGGAGGAUGGAAAGACUUUUAGUCCCGAGGAAGUCAGCGCAAUGCUAACGGACUACAUUAUUCAAGGCCAAGUGAUGUCGCUGGUUAUGGGGCUCGUGGACGAGGAAGGUGGAUGGAACGGCCCGGAAUAUGUGACCAAGCACAUCUUCGGCAUUGACUACAUGGUCGGAUCGCAGCUUAUCAACGACCUGACGGCCUGGAACGGGGUCAGGGCGUUUGAACUAAUGUCACUUCAUCUGCCAAAGGAGGGGGAGACAGAAACCGAGGACCAAAUGCUCGCAAGGGAGAUUGUGGAAGCGUGCCUGUCGAAGAGCUUUGGGUUCAAACUCGCCCAUGGGUUCAUUCUAAAAGUGUUUGGGCAUACACUUGGUUCUCUUUGGAGAAAGCACGAGGAGUCGGACAACGUGCCCAACACAUAUUCCCAUUGGCUGCGAUACGGUGUGAUAUAUUGGACCCAAGAUGAGCUUCCAUCAUCAAAGGAGUUUGUCGUUCUAGAGCCAUAUAAGAGAGGUCCUCUGCUAAGGGUUGAAUGAUGGCGAGACUACAGCUUAUUGCUUCAAUAGAUAGGCUUCAUCAG
Molecule: messenger RNA, 1370 nt
Organism: Aspergillus steynii IBT 23096
Lineage: Eukaryota; Fungi; Ascomycota; Eurotiomycetes; Eurotiales; Aspergillaceae
Product: glycosyltransferase
Exons: 1
Coding region: 106-1326 (406 amino acids)
Molecular function (GO): glycosyltransferase activity
Source: RefSeq, a predicted model, not a curated record